This is a messenger RNA of Monopterus albus (swamp eel), 1854 nucleotides long. Its product is annotated as plasminogen. The coding region runs from base 1 to 1692 and encodes 563 amino acids. The transcript has 13 exons. The record is from RefSeq and is a predicted model, not a curated record. NCBI's taxonomy places the organism in Eukaryota, Metazoa, Chordata, Actinopteri, Synbranchiformes, Synbranchidae. Gene Ontology annotation, molecular function: serine-type endopeptidase activity; signaling receptor binding. Gene Ontology annotation, biological process: proteolysis.
AUGUAUUUGGUGUUGGACCUGUUCUUUCUGAGUUCUGCAACUAGUCCAUGUCAUCCUCUGCCCUCAGCGUCCGAGCCUCCCACCAUCGUCCCAGAGCUGACCUGUACCACCGGUGAAGGCGAGGCGUACCGAGGCACAAUUGCUGUGACAGAGUCUGGCAAAACGUGCCAGAGCUGGUCAGCUCAGACUCCACACAAACACAACCGCAGCCCAGACAACUACCCCUGCAAAGGCCUUGAUAGCAACUACUGUCGAAACCCUGACAAUGAGAGGAUGCCCUGGUGUUACACCACUGACCCCGAGACUCGCUGGGAGUACUGCAAGGUGCCGAGCUGUGGGGAUGCACCCAGACCUGGUGACCCAGUGAUCCCGCCAGAGGAGGAAAACUGCUAUGAGGGCGAUGGCUCAAGCUAUCGUGGCAUAACAUCAGAGACCAUCAGUGGAAAGAAAUGUCAAGCCUGGAGCUCCAUGACUCCUCACACCCAUUCAAAAACACCACAGAAAUUCCCCAAUGCGGACCUCAGCAGAAAUUUGUGUAGAAACCCUGAUGGAGAUCGAGCUCCUUGGUGUUACACCACAGAUCCUAGUGUCCGCUGGGAGUACUGCAACUUGGAGAAAUGCCCCAUCAACUCAGGAGCAUCACCCACCUCAGCUCCUGUAGCCCAGGACCCCUCCUCCGUCACCCUGCCCUCAGAACAGAAAAACUGUAAGAUUGGAAAUGGGGACACAUACCGAGGUCCAACCUCCAUCACCACUCUGGGCGUGACCUGCCAGGCCUGGAGUGCUCAGACGCCUCACCAACACAACAGCUUCACUCCACAGAGUCACCCUGACAAGGGUCUGGAGGGCAAUAGCUGCAGAAACCCUGACAAUGAUCUCAAUGGACCGUGGUGCUACACUACUGACAGGAACAAGAAGUGGGACUACUGUAACAUCCCUGACUGUGCUGCACUGGAUUGUGGGACACCAGUCACCAAACCCAAGCGUUGCUUCGGUCGUAUUGUUGGAGGUUGUGUGUCCAAACCUUACUCAUGGCCCUGGCAAAUCAGUCUCCGGACCAACACGGGAAUCCAUUUCUGUGGAGGAACUCUGAUCCACCCACAAUGGGUCCUCACCGCUAAACACUGCCUGGAGAGGUCCAGGAUGCCUUCAGCCUACAUGGUGCUACUGGGCAUUUACAGAGAGCGAGCCAAUGAGCCAUCCAAACAGGUGAGGAGACUGGAGAAACUGGUGGUGGAGCCCACUGGAGCUGACAUUGCUCUGCUCAAACUGGACACCCCUGCACAAAUAAAUGACAAAGUCCUGCCAGCUUGUCUGCCAGAGAAGGACUACAUCGUCCCCAGUGGAACAGAGUGUUAUGUCACCGGAUGGGGCGAGACUCAAGGUACAGGAGGUGAGGGCGUUCUGAAGGAAGCCGGUUUCCCUGUGAUCGAGAACAAGAUCUGCAACCGUCCGUCCUACCUGAACGGCCGAGUCAAAGAGCACGAGAUGUGUGCUGGAACCAUCGAAGGAGGAACCGACAGCUGCCAGGGUGACAGCGGUGGCCCUCUGGUGUGUAAUGCCCAGAACAGGUUCACCAUACAGGGUGUCACUUCCUGGGGCUUGGGAUGCGCCAGUGCCAUGAAGCCUGGUGUCUACGCUCGAGUCUCCAAAUUUGUUGACUGGAUUGAGAGAACCAUCAAAGCCAAUUGAAAAUUAUCCACCUUUAGCAAAUGACUGCUCAGUUUGAAGGUGUUUGGUUUUCUGCAAGAGCUGAAAAAUAAAACAUAUGAAAACCCCAACUUCCAUGUUUUGUACAUGCAGAAUAUCACACAGUUGUUGUUGCUUCCUUCUUGUCAAGUCUGAGUUUUAAAG